AAUCCUGCUCGCAGGCGAAGAGGCGGUGGAGGAAGAGGCCGCGGCGCUCGCGACCCUCUUCUCGCAUUGAGACCAUCUUCAGUCACACCCUCCACCCAACCAUCCUCUAUCGAACCCUCAAGCGCCGACGUUUCAGGUACAGAGGCCAACACAAGAAAUGAAGAAUCGCGAAGGAGCAGAGGUGGUGCAAGAGGCGGAAGAGGGGGAGCUCGAGGUGGUAGAGCCCGAGGAGAGAACAGGACUGUCAACGGCAGAGCCUUUGGUGGCCAACUUACUUCGGAUGGCGAAUUACAGGCCGACGCUACUACCUUCGUUCCCGGACAACCCAUUCUCAAUCAAGGUGCUACCUCGCAGCAGACCCAACCUCGUUCGCAAAGGCGCCGUCUUUCCAAGUCAACAGCUCCCGACAUCGCAACUCGUACUCACUACGAUAUUGACAAUGGUCAUUAUGAAUGCCCCAUCUGCACAAGCGAGGUUCUUCGCAAUUCAAAGGUGUGGUCAUGCCAUACUUGCUGGACCGUUUUCCACAUGUCCUGUGUCAAAAAGUGGUCUCAGAAUCAAGGUUCUGCCGCUGCUCAGCAGCAGGGUCGUGAGAACGGCGACAUACCUCCCCCUCGACAGUGGAGAUGCCCUGGAUGUAACCUUCCGAAAGAUACCUUACCCAAGACGUAUACAUGCUGGUGCGAGAAGGAAGUUGAGCCACGCCCAGUCACUGGUCUGCCUCCUCAUUCUUGCGGAAACACUUGCGGUAGGGAGAGAGUCCGCAAAUGCCCUCAUCCUUGUCAAUUGACCUGUCACGCCGGCCCUUGCCCUCCCUGUACCCACAUGGGCCCUACUCAAACUUGUUUCUGCGGCAAGCACGAGUCGACCCGCCGCUGUACCGACACCGACUACGAGAAUGGCUGGAGCUGUGGCGAGGUCUGUGGUGAUCUCAUGCCCUGCGGAGAACACGAGUGUCCUAGACCUUGCCAUGAGGGUCUCUGUGGAGCUUGUGAAGUACGCGUCGAUGCUCGUUGCUAUUGUGGCCAGGUCGAGAAAGCUUUGCUAUGUGCUGACCGCGGCGAUGAAGUCACCAGCCACAAAAAGCACGUUGCUGAAGAUGGUCAGGAUAUCGUCGAAGAGUGGACUGGCAUGUUCGCUUGCGCUAACUCCUGCGACCGUGCCUUCGAUUGUGGUAUUCACCAUUGCCAAAAGCCUUGCCACUCGCAGGAAGCCGAUCCCGGACACUGCCCUCGUUCUCCUGAUGUGGUGACACACUGCCCAUGCGGCAAGACCAAGCUAUCCGAAAUUUCACCAGAAGCCCGCACUUCUUGUGAGGAUCCCAUCGCAAAUUGCAAGAAGCCAUGCAUGAAGAAGCUGUCCUGCGGCCACUCCUGCGAACAAUUGUGUCAUUCUGGCGCAUGUAUGCCUUGUCUCAAGGCUGUUCCCAUUAGCUGCCGUUGUGGUAGAACAACUUCAACCACCAUCUGUCACCAAGGCAAGAUUGAGCCUCCUCAAUGUAUGAGGGUCUGCAGAGCCACUCUCAACUGUGGCCGUCAUGCAUGUGAUGAACGCUGUUGCGAGGGUGAGCGCAAAGCUGCUGAACGACAGGCUCUUAAGCGCAAGGGUCGCAAGCUCGAAGAAGCUCACAUUCGACCUAUUGAUGACGGCUUCGAGGCUGAGCACAUCUGCACACGCCCUUGUGGUAGACCCCUCAAAUGCGGUAAUCACUUCUGCGAGGAUCUCUGUCAUAAGGGUCCCUGCGGAUCUUGUCGAGAAGCGAUCUUUGACGAGAUCAACUGUAAUUGCGGUCGUACGGUUCUGACACCACCUCUACCUUGCGGCACUCAACCUCCGCCUUGUCGCUUCCAAUGCAACCGCCCCAAGACAUGUGGUCAUCCUCAGGUCCAGCACAAUUGCCACAUGAACAAUGAAAGCUGUCCAAGAUGUCCUUUCCUGGUUGAGAAGCGCUGCAUGUGCGGCAAAAAGAGUCUCAAAAAUCAACAAUGUUGGUUGAAGGAUGUCAGCUGUGGACAAAUUUGUGGUCGCAGACUCAAAUGUGGCUCCCAUUUCUGUACGAAGCCCUGCCAUCGUGAAGGUGAUUGUGAGGAUGCUGGUGGCCGACCUUGUCAGCAGCCCUGCGGAAAGGCCAAGAAGGCAUGCGGUCAUCCAGACGAAGCCAUAUGCCAUGCUCCUUCUGCUUGUAAAGAGGAUAAGGCCUGUACUCACAAGAUCUUCAUCACUUGUGAGUGUCAAGCUCAGAAACAGGAGAUGCGAUGCAAUGCGUCCAAGACCAGUGAGGGUAACCUCAACAAGUCUUUGCCUUGUAACGAUGAGUGUGCUAGACUAGAGCGCAACCGUAGGCUUGCACUCGCGCUCAAUAUUGACCAGGAGGCACAUGUUGAGGGCGGUGACCAUGUCCCCUUCUCUAAUGAGACUCUCAAUCUCUAUGCAGCUCACCCUACUUGGGCUUCAAACCAAGAACGCGAGUUCCGUGUGUUUGCGGCUGCAGAUGACGAAAAGAGAUUGAGGUUCAAGCCUAUGACUGCUACCCAGCGAGCCUUCAUCCACCAUUUGGCUGAAGACUUUGGCCUGGACUCCGAAAGCAUGGAUCCUGAGCCUCAUCGUCAUGUUGCAAUCUUUAAGACACCACGUUUCGUCCGUGCGCCGCCGAAGACAUUGAAGGAGAGUGCGCGCAUCAGAAACGCUCAGCGUCUGGCGUCUGGCAAAGCAGUUGCUACCAGCGAAGCAUCAGCAAACCAGACUCGUGCGAACGAAGUUGGAGAGCCCUUUAACAGCUUCGUUAUCGUGCGCCCACGCUUUGGUCUUAUGAUCGAAGAGGUCAGGACAGAGCUGGCCUCAUUCGCACUUCCUGUUCAAUUCGAUGUUGAAUUUUUGCCCAGUGAGGAAGUCGUCAUCAAGGCUAUCAGCCGUACUCUUGAUGAACAGGCACUCGACCAGACACUCAAGAACGCCAAGGCUCCUAUUGCUACCGCUAUCGCAGCGAAGAGUCUUGGUACACUGCAGCUUUGCCGUACAGACUCUUCGCUCAACAUCACGCGUCGCGAGACCGAAAGCGGUGUCAGUGAUGGUUGGUCUCGCGUUGCUGCAAAGAGUGCAGCAUCGCGUCGCCCAGUUGUUCAGGCAGCAUCCUCCAACAACAACCUAUUCUCCGCUCUUGCUGGUGGAAACAAGGUUACUUUCGCUAAGAAGAAGGAGAAGAAGCCCGUUGUGCCCGCAGAGCCUGUUGUUGAUGACUGGGAAGCGGCAGAGAUUGCAGAGGAA
Molecule: messenger RNA, 3264 nt
Organism: Aureobasidium melanogenum CBS 110374
Lineage: Eukaryota; Fungi; Ascomycota; Dothideomycetes; Dothideales; Saccotheciaceae
Exons: 1
Biological process (GO): negative regulation of transcription by RNA polymerase II
Cellular component (GO): nucleus
Molecular function (GO): DNA-binding transcription factor activity, RNA polymerase II-specific; zinc ion binding; RNA polymerase II transcription regulatory region sequence-specific DNA binding
Source: RefSeq, a predicted model, not a curated record